AAAGCUGUGAGAGCGACAGUCCUACAGUUUGAUGCGAACCAAGGAUGGCGACGAGUGAGGACCCAACGAUAGUUAUAAUAGGAUGUGGAGUAUCGGGUAUAGCAGCGGCUCACCGGCUUGUCAAAGCUGGAUAUCAUGUGCGGAUACUUGAGGCGACUGGAAGAAGCGGGGGACGAAUAAAAACAGCAACUCUGGGUAACACUAUUACAGAGAUAGGUGCGGCUUACAUCCAUGGCCCAUCUGAGGAGAACCCAUUGUUUUGUCUGGCUCGUGACUAUGGCCUCUUGCCUCCAGAAGCCCUCAAUCCAGAGAACCAGGCCGUAGACGUGGAUGAAGAUCCUCCCUUGGUCCCCAACUGGUUCAGCAGUUCAGGUGAGAGGCUGAGUGCAGAAAGCAUGGAACCAGCUGAGGAGCUGUUUCGUGAGAUUUUGGAUAACACUUCACAAUUUCAAAAUCUCAAAAACACAUCCUGGAAGAGUGUAGGACAUUUCAUGCGAACAACGGCGCAGAACCAAGCAGCAGGAAGGUGGAAAGAUGAGGAUGAAGCCACUAGGCAGCUGCUUCUCUCUGCCUUCAGUACUAUGCUGAAGUUUGAGUGCUGUGGAAGUGCGACUCAUAGCAUGGAUGACAUAGACCUGGCAGGGUUUUCUAUGUAUAAGAGCCUACCUGGCGUGGACUGCACGCUUCCAAGAGGAUUUGAGCGCCUAAUCGAGAACUUGAUGUCUGAACUCCCCUCUGAUUUAGUGACCUACAAUUGCCCUGUGCGCUGUGUCCACUGGAGCAACACAGAGAGUGACUUAAGUCCUGUGACGGUUGAAUGUGAGAAUGGGGAGAGGAUUGCAGCUGAUCACGUUAUUGUCACUGUGCCUUUAGGAUAUCUGAAGAAGCACCACUCCACUCUGUUCUACCCUCCUCUCCCGGCCCACAAGCUGAAGUCGAUCGAGACACUAGGAUUUGGAACAUGUGACAAAAUAUUUGUGGAGUUUGAAUCGCCGUGGUGGGAUGAUGACUGUGACAUCAUCUACCUCGUGUGGGAAGACGAGGAGACUGUGUCAGACCAAGUGUCUGAUGUGAGUAAAUCCUGGAUAAGGAAGUUGGUGUCAUUCACUGUGCAUAAACCUUCUAAAACGGGUAGCCAUGUUCUCUGUGGCUGGAUUUGUGGUCAUGAGGCAGAGUAUAUGGAGACACUUCCUGAGGAGGAAGUGAGAGAAUCAAUCACAAAGCUCGUCCGUACAUUCACAGGAAACGGUACCAUCACACCAAAGAGAAUCCUGUGUUCCCGGUGGUUCACUGAUCCCUGGACAUACGGUUCCUACUGUCACACAGCCAUAGGCUGUACAGCCAAGGACCUGAAGAACAUGAUGGAACCUCUGCCUUCACAGGAAACUCCGUCACAGCCCCUGCAGGUGUUGUUUGCUGGAGAGGCAACCCAUCCUUGCUUUUACUCCACCGUCCAUGGAGCAAUUAUCACUGGGUGGAGAGAAGCAGAUAGACUCAUCACUCACUACUUGGCUUCUGUUAGCCCAUGA
Molecule: messenger RNA, 1529 nt
Organism: Pelmatolapia mariae (spotted tilapia)
Lineage: Eukaryota; Metazoa; Chordata; Actinopteri; Cichliformes; Cichlidae
Product: peroxisomal N(1)-acetyl-spermine/spermidine oxidase-like
Exons: 10
Coding region: 45-1529 (494 amino acids)
Molecular function (GO): polyamine oxidase activity
Source: RefSeq, a predicted model, not a curated record